Cuscuta campestris is the source of this 1629-nucleotide messenger RNA. Lineage: Eukaryota; Viridiplantae; Streptophyta; Magnoliopsida; Solanales; Convolvulaceae. The record is from the annotation of a GenBank genome assembly.
UUUAAAAUUUACUCAUUAGGAGUAAAUUUUAAAUAACUCCCAGUUUGGAGCUGUUUUUGAAAUGCUUCUCUCACUUAGAUAGUGAAUGCAUUUCUUUCCUAAAUGUGUUCUUCGGGUGCAUAUGUAAUUACGUUACAUCGUGCAAUUGGAGAACCAUUGGGAAAUGCUGCUGAAAUUUUGAUAGGUCAAAGAAAAUGAAAUACAUUUACUAGUGAGGGUGACAUUUCAAGAAUGGGUAUGACAGACGAACAGAAGAAGAAAAAGGUCAGAGGUGCAGGGAAGUGCGAGAAGUUGUAUAAGAGGAGGAGGGAUGGUCAUCCGCCUAUAGAUCUUGAGUGGGAGCGUGGUGAGCCUGCUUUGAGCGAGAAGAACAGGGAUAUACAGAAGAAGAAUACCUAUCCGCACUAUAUGGUCUGGGGUGGAUAUGCCAUGCUUCUCCGUGAGUUGGCUGCUUCUCAGGCCACCACUUCUGUCGAUAUCACUGGUUCGUCUACCGAGACGGGUUCUCAACUCGGACGGGAGGACUCUUGGUUGCGAGGUCACACCCCGGGGAGGCAAGCAGAAGUUACGGACCCCGCACUGAUGGAGAUUCGUGAUAGGAUAGUCCAGUUGAAGAAAGAGGUCGUUGAUGGUACCUUUGUGCCAGAUGGGCACAAUGAUAUACUGACUAGAGCUUUAGGGACUGCUGAGCACUCGGGGCAGACGAGGGGUGUUGGGUCAUAUUCGGGCUUACGUAAAGUUUUCAAAGGCAACAUGAAGCCUCGUAUGCCCGAAGGUAACAAUAUGACCGAGGAGGAUCUUUUGCAGCGUCCUCCUACCCUUUUGCAGCAGUAUGGACUAUCUGUGUCUGGGGGUGCUCCAGACUUUGCAUCCAUGUCGCAGCACACACCUCCUAUAGCACCUCAUUAUGGGCAGCGUAGUAGCAAGGCGUCUGCAGAUUUCGUUGACUUCACCGAUCUCACUGAUGUUGCUGCUUGUUACUUGAGGAUCUCUGAUCCAGCAGAUUACAUAGUGGCACAUGGAUUGGUUUUCCCACGUGCACCGGGAGAUAUGCCCCCGGUGCACACAGCUCGACAUGGCGACUUCUCAUCAAGAAAAUCUCGUCCUAUUCUCGGUGUACGCCCCACUGCUCCUAGCUCUCCCGUACACGAUGUUGUUGACCAGAGCUCAUACGUCUCAUUCGAGCCGAGGUGCAGAGAAUUGUGUCAGUGGCUGACACGCACAUCUGCUUUGCCUACCAUCAGCGUCAUUCUCGAUCCCGAAUCCAUGCUCUAUCCGGAGGAGACGGAGCUGAGGAUGCGUCCGGAGAAUAUACGUGAGUUCAUGCGAUGGGAAGAGGUCGAUCAGACCAUAAUCAUUGUUUUUUUAGGUCUUGGUGGUUACUUCGGGAACGGCACAUGCCUCAGCUUAAGGCUCGAUCGGAUUGGGUUGAUGUUCCCGGAGUACCCCAACAAAUAGGGAACGUUGAGUGUGGUUAUUAUACCAUGCGAUUUUUAUGGCUCAUCGUCACUAUGUGUGCACAAGGUUCUUUACCGUUAUCCGAUGUAAGUUUAUUUUAGUGUUUUUUAAAGUAAUGAAGUGUUUAUCAUCAUUUUCUUUUUCAUAGAUUAUUAAAGUUUAUGUUGUAUG